Messenger RNA from Acanthocheilonema viteae, 813 nucleotides. The record is from the annotation of a GenBank genome assembly. Lineage: Eukaryota; Metazoa; Nematoda; Chromadorea; Rhabditida; Onchocercidae.
AUGGCUGGCACGAGCAAAUCUGAUGAUAUUGAUGAUCUUAUUACACCACUUCGUUCAUCCUCAAUAAAUGAUAUGACUCAUGUUAGUGAUAAGAUAGAAGGCAAUGGCAGUGGUAAUACUGUGCAGGAAGCUCCUAAUGAUGAUAUUCAAGAUGGAAGUAAUAAAGAUGAAAAUGUUCCCAAGCAACAUUGUAAAGAGAUGGAUGAAAUGAAGGAGAAAGAAGAAUUGGAAAAGCGUAAAAAACAAGAAGCAGCAUUAUCUGAGGAAGAGUUAAACAGUCUUCGAGAACAGUCCAAAACGUUAAAAAUUCAAGGGAAUGAUUAUUUCGGUCAAGGAUUUUGGUAUGAAGCAGUCCAUUCUUACACGAAAUCUUUAGAUAUUUGUCCACUCAUAUACACGCAUGAUAGAGCAACAUAUUUCAGUAAUCGAGCUGCUGCAUAUAUGAAACUUAAAGACUGGGAAAAAGCUAUAGAAGAUUGUAGUAAAGCGUUAGAAAUUGGUGCACCAAACGAUAAACCAUUAGAAAGACGUGCUCAUUGCUAUGCUCAACUGGAAGAGAAAUAUGAACAGGCUAUUGAAGACUAUGAAUCGUUACAAAAAUUGUACCCUGAAAGGAAAAAUGAUUAUAUCAAGAAAAUUGCUGAUUUGAAACGGGCAAUUGAUGAACAUAAUGAAAGAAUGAAAAGAGAGAUGAUUUCGAAACUGAAAGAUUUUGGAAAUAUGUGUUUGAAACCUUUUGGUUUAUCAACAGAUAACUUCGAAAUGGUACAGCAGCCGGGUGGAGGAUAUUCGAUAAGCAUGAAGAAAAAGUGA